CAAACUUCUUUAAUCGCUGACAGAAUAAACGCCCCAGCAGUUCCGUUAUAUAAUUAAUAACUUAAUCUUGCUGCAUCCAUAGACUGUAAAGGCUGCAUCACAUCGAGAUAAACAUUUUGUGUCUGAAACACGAAGCCGGAAACAGCAGUUCUUCUCUUGUAUCCCCUCCCUCUCUGCAGAGUCAGUCUGUUGUUGACGGACCCUCCUGACAGCUGAACUCAACUUUACACAGCGCUGUGAUCUGACGGUAAAUAUAUCCUUAUGAUACAUGACACAGGGGGUCGUUCAUCGUAGAAAACAGCGAGGAACUAAACAGGGUUUAUCAGUUGACAGAAGAUGUAUUUUGCCAAACAGUUCCUCAGUGGCGUCAUUAAUGUUGUCAGCAACAUCGAUCCAGCCCAGUUUGUGCCCUCUGAACCUCCUCCACCACGCAGACCAGCAGUGUUUGCCGAGGCACAUGAGAGCGAUGAGGAGAAGCAGUUCCGCAGAGUCUUCCAGCAGCUUGCUGGAGAGGACAUGGAAGUGAGCCCAAACGAGCUGAUGAACAUCCUAAACAGAAUCGUCUCAAAGCGUGGAGACCUGAAGACGGAUGGUUUCAGCAUCGAGUCAUGUAGGAGCAUGGUGGCAGUCAUGGAUAGUGAUAGCACUGGGAAACUGGGCUUUCAUGAAUUCAAACAACUCUGGAACAACAUUAAGAAAUGGCAGGAAAUUUACAAAUCCUACGAUGCUGAUGGUUCUGGUGUCAUCGGUGCAGAUGAGCUUCCCAAGGCUUUCACAGCUGCUGGCUUCCCCCUCAACGACCAGCUGUUCCACAUGAUCAUCCGCAGAUACAGCGAUGAAGGUGGGAACAUGGACUUUGACAACUACAUUGGCUGCCUUGUCCGGCUGGAUGCCAUGUGCCGUGCCUUCAAAACCCUGGAUAAAGACAACAAUGGGACCAUCAAAGUCAACGUUCAAGAGUGGCUUCAGCUGACCAUGUACUCUUGAGUCCUGACGAUUCCUCUCCUGCUCGUCAUAGGGAACUACUUUGUUUGUCUGCACCGUGCCGAAUAUAUUCUUAUCCCUACAACUCCCUGUUACUUUGCCAACCGCUUUGUGAGUGCAGGUUUAUUCUGAAUGCAAUGCAAGUCUGUUAGUAUGUUCCAUCACACUUGCAGGUAAAAUAUGAUACUGCAUUGCUGACCCAGAAAAGCCCAAACCUGCACUUACACCACUUAGAUGGAUCAAAAUUAAAUGCCAUUGAAUACUCUUGAAAAGUAUGUAGCCAGCAAGAUUCAACUUCAGAAAAGAUAAAAGUAUGUUUGAGUGGAGGGGCAUGUUUGGCUUUUUAAAAAAUCUGCUUAAUUCUCACAGUUUAACAUGUAAUGAGAGGAGACACAACAUUAUCAAGAUACUUUGCACCCCUCCACAAUUUGAGACAUCUAAAUGUGUGUCUACUCAUGAAACAGAAAAACUCAGAUUCACCUGUAUUUAUGCUAAAAUGCUGACAUUGGACAGUAUACAGUUCAUUUGAAACAGUUAGCAUAGUGCUCUAUUACCUUUCAACUAGAAACAUAGGGAGGGACUUGUCAUGAAUAUUGAUUAGCCUUUAUAUCGCCCUAUAGUGCUGAAUGUGAGAACAUUCAAACACAAAAACACUGUGUGUCGGGGGUGGGGGGAGCAGCUGACAUAAAGUUUGCAGUGCAGGGUGGGUUAUUCAAUUUUUUUUAUAUUGUUGAGAAACUAAAGCACUCAAAUAAUUCUACAAAGAAACACAAGAAUGCUUCUUGUUCAUUGUUGGGUUAGAUACUGGUGCAUGGGUGACAAUCAGCUAUUACUAAUGUCUGUUUUGCUUUUAUAGGAAAUAAGGAAAGACCAACAUCUGUACCCACCUUAUCCUUAGGCUAGCUUAAGCCAUCUUACAGUUCAGUGCCACCUCCUGACAUAAACCGGAAAAGCCUGGUUCAGUUGUCACUGUCAACAGUCUCCUACUAGGCACAAGUUUUCUGUUAGAGUGAGCGGUGUGAAGCUGUCACAUGGGUUACACAUUUUGCUUUGAAUUUCCACCUAUACUGUAAUAUCCUCCCACCUUUCUGAUCAUAGCCUUCACAGAUCUGUCAGCAUAUGAAGACUGCUUCUUUGACAACUUCUAUCUUCUCUUGUUACACCUGUUGGGGCGGAAGUAUGUACACCUUCAACGUUCAUUGUAGGAGUUUAGUGAUGUCCAAAUUGCCAUAACACCCUCUUAUUAGCUUCUACCUAAGCUGAAAACUCCUUUGCAGUCACAUGAGUCGUUUACAGGUUGGUUGUCCCACCCUAACAGGUGCUACAAGCUAGCACAACAUUGCUCUGUCUUUACCUGCUUUUCCUAGGAAAAGGUUCAAUUUGCACAACAUCGGUAAAAAUGUGUGGGUGGAGCAUGUCCCUGCAGAGCCUUUCAGGUAUUUGGGAGAUGUAGUCUGCAUUUUUUGUUUUUACAUACAUCUGAGUUUUAAUAUUUGUUAAAAUACAUUUAAUGUGUUUGUGUAACCACGCACAAUUCAACUGAUUGGAUUUUUCUUGUUCACUAAAACAUCACAGUUACACAGCUCACCAUUUUGGUUAAAAGUGAAAGAAAAUAAAUGUUUAUUUGAUGUUUAAACUUUGGUACACCUGCAGAUCAUUGUUUAAUGAUUAGUACACUCCAUUAUUUUUGCAUCCGAGUUGCACUGUUGUUGUUUAUAGCAGUUAGGAAUCCUGAUGCUUUCUGCAGCCACUGAAUGAUCUACACAAUUAAGAAACAACAUAAACAUAUUUUUAAAGUGACCUAUUGUAAAUGUUAGUGUAUACUCAGUAUAUCCGGCUCUAUGUCUUUUCCUUAUGAGCGAAACUCACAUCCCAGGAGAGACGGUGUUAUUGGGGCAGGCUUAUAUUUUGGGAUUUUAUGUUCAAUGCUGGUUGUGCUGAAACAAUCUGUGUUUGAGUUCACUGAUCACAUAUUACUGUGUACUCUCUGAAAUGCCUGCACCAGAUAGUGCCAGCACAAAGUGUGAUCUAAUAAUAUAUAACAUAUAAGUAUGCCACUAAUGCAUGCAGCCAGUAGCAAAGAAGCAAUUAUGAAAGUUCUUAACCAUGUAGUUGUAGCCAAAAUCUUUAAACUGUUACUGAAAAUGCUUGGUCAAAUAAAUUCCUGUGCCAUAUUUGGAAUAAACAUGGUAUGUUCAA
Messenger RNA from Labrus mixtus (cuckoo wrasse), 3183 nucleotides. RefSeq names its product calpain, small subunit 1 a (gene capns1a). Bases 337 to 987 code for a protein of 216 amino acids. Gene Ontology annotation, molecular function: calcium ion binding. NCBI's taxonomy places the organism in Eukaryota, Metazoa, Chordata, Actinopteri, Labriformes, Labridae. The transcript is spliced from 11 exons. The record is from RefSeq and is a predicted model, not a curated record.